AGCAGGGAGAAUUUGGCGGUGAACCUCGGUAACAAUAACAUCUCUCUCAACUUUGAUGCCUCCUCUGGCAAGGAAAUGCCGUUCAGCCGUGGCGAAAAUGCAACUAAUGCGGAGUUCAAUAUGUCAUUUGGUAGUCAGCAGCAGCAGCAGCAGCAGCAUAUUCUGUCCUCGCGGCUGAAUCAAAGCGACCAGCAGCAGCAUAUCCUGUCGUCACGGCCCAAUCAAAGUGACCAACAGCAGCAUAUCCUGUCCACACGGCCGAAUCAAGGCGACCAGCAGCAGCAUAUCCUGUCCACACGGCCGAAUCAAGGCGACCAGCAGCAGCAUAUCCUGUCCACACGGCCGAAUCAAGGCGACCAGCAGCAGCAUAUCCUGUCCACACGGCCGAAUCAAGGCGACCAGCAGCAGCAUAUCCUGUCGUCACGGCUCAAUCAAAGUGAGCAGCAGCAGCAUAUCCUGUCGUCACGGCUCAAUCAAAGUGAGCAGCAGCAGCAUAUCCUGUCGUCACGGCUCAAUCAAAGUGAGCAGCAGCAGCAUAUCCUGUCGUCACGGCCCAGUCAAAGCGAGCAACAGCAGCAUAUCCUGUCGUCACGGCCGAAUCAAGGCGAGCAGCAGCAGCAUGUCCUCUCCUCAUGGCCGAAUCAAGGCGAGCAACAGCGAUCUGAAAGGGAUAAUGGUAUGAAGAUGAGUAGCUUCUCUAAUAGAAUUAUUGAUCAGAUGAGGAGUAAGACUGUAACACCCCCAUCUGGGCAUCAGGGUUCCCCGUUUAAAAAUGGAUUGAAGGGUAAAGGGGUUUCCCACCAAGCUGCACGCGAGGAGAUGCAGCUUCAAGCUAGCACAAGACUCAGGGCCCCUAUUCCUAAGAUUCCUAGCUCAACGCACGACUCUGUCACCAGAUUGGACGGUACAUUUUUCAACACUGCCGGAAAUGUUUCCGAAUCUCAGCAUGAGGGAACCAGCCUGAGGGAACUAAUUAAGCCUGCACGCCAAGCGAUGAGCAAAUUUGAGAAAAUGCAUUUGUUUAAGCAGAUCCUUGAUCAUGUAGACAAAUGUCAUGCACAGGGUUUAACCUUACAGCAUUUGCGGCCAUCGUAUUUUAUAGUCACAUCUCCAAACCAAGUAAAAUAUACUGGUUCUUAUACUACACAAGAUUUAUCAGCCCCAGCCAAGCCGGAAAUGGCCGCAGAUGAGGUUUUUAACAGAAAACGGUUCUUGGAUCAGAAAACUGCGCUGCAAGAAUCUAAUGGCAAUGGAAAUUCAAUCCUAAAGUAUCAGAAGGUCGGUGAACAAGGUUCUGUUGCCAUCAGGCGACCGAUACAUGCCUUCCGGACUGACCACAGAGGGGGCAACCAACGUGAAGGUGCUGAUUUAGGUGCUUCAGGACUGGGAAAUUCUAGUUGCACUGCCAGAGGACGUUUUAAGUUUGGCGAACCUUACUAUGGCAGUAAUGCAUCUUAUGCCCAGCGUUUAUCUAACUACGGCAACCAAGAAUCAGUACUUGAACCGAGGGUGCUGGAAGAUAGCUGGUACAGAAGCCCAGAAGAGCUCAGUCAAUUGAAAGGCACAUUCCCAUCCAACAUCUACAGCCUUGGGGUUCUUCUAUUUGAGCUGUUUUGCUGCUGUGAGACAUGGGAGCAGCAUUGUGCUGCAAUGUCAGAUCUUCGCCAUCGGAUCCUGCCUCCAAGUUUUCUUUCAGAAAGUCCCAGAGAGGCUGGCUUCUGCCUUUGGCUAGUGCAUCCGGAUCCUUGUUCUCGACCUAAGGCAAAGGAUAUUCAAGGAUGUGACUUGAUAAAUGAGGGUCGGGAUUUGUCGUUGUUAGAUAAGGAACCAGCUGCUGUCAAUGAGGACGACACAGAAUCUGGUUUGUUACUAAAUUUCCUUUCUCAACUGAAAGAAGAAAAGGAGAUGCAGGCUGCCAAGUUAUCAGCAGAUCUUGCAAGCUUGCAAACUGAUAUUGUAGAGGCUGAUAGAAGACACUCGUUAAGGAUGGGGUUCACUUUAGAGGACAUGGAUGUACUGGCAAGUUCUAAUGAUGUGCCAGGCAUUUCAUCAAAUGCCUUGAGAGGAGGGGCCUUGUUGUCAGGUGCGAUACUGCCAUCAGGCAGGUCAAGCAUAUACGAGGAGAGGGUGAUGAGGAAUUUGGAGCAGCUUGAAAAUGCAUAUUACUCCAUGAGGUCCACCAUUGACACAUCGGAUACUAAUGUAAUUAAGCGUCCUGAUAAUGAUGCUUUGAGGAUCCGUGAAAACUUCUCCCAACUUCACAGUGACACCGAUGUUAUGGAUGGGCAAACAGACCGCCUUGGGUGCUUUUUUGAUGGUCUAUGCAAAUAUGCCCGUCAUAGUAGGUUUGAAGUACGAGGGAUUUUGAAGAACGCUGAUAUACUUAGCUCGCCAAAUGUGAUCUGCUCUUUGAGUUUUGACCGAGAUGAAGAAUAUUUUGCUACUGCUGGGGUUUCAAAGAAAAUCAAAAUAUUUGAAUUCGAUGCUCUUUUGAAUGAUCGUGUUGACAUUCAUUAUCCUUUAGUAGAGAUGCCUAGUAAGUCCAAGCUUAGUUGUGUCUCUUGGAACAACUAUAUAAAGAACUACUUGGCAUCAACAGACUAUGAUGGCACUGUUCAGCUAUGGGAUGCAAGCACUGGCCAAGGAUUCACACAGUUUACCGAGCAUCGGAAAAGAGCUUGGUCUGUGAGUUUCUCAGAGGUGGAUCCAACUAAAUUGGCAAGUGGGAGUGACGACUGUUGUGUGAAAGUGUGGAGUAUUAACCAGAAAAAUUGCGUUGAUACAAUAAGAAAUGUGGCCAACGUAUGCUGUGUACAGUUCUCUCCAUACUCCUCUCGCAUGUUAGCUUUUGGCUCAGCUGAUUACAAGACAUACUGUUAUGAUCUGAGGCAUACUAGGAUCCCCUGGUGUACCAUUUCUGGACAUGGGAAAGCUGUCAGCUAUGUAAGAUUCUUGGAUCCAGAAACGCUUAUAUCUGCAUCAACUGACAACACCUUGAAGAUAUGGGAUCUCAACCAGACUAAUUCCAGUGGCUUAUCUACUAAUGCUUGCAGUCUGACAUUGAGUGGUCAUACCAACGAGAAGAAUUUUGUCGGAUUAUCUGUUCAUGAUGGAUACAUAACGUGUGGUUCUGAAAACAACGAAGUAUAUUCUUACUACAAAACCUUUCCCAUGCCAAUAACUUCUCAUAAGUUUGGUUCGAUCGACCCAAUAACUGGACAAGAGACAAACGAUGAUAACCAGCAAUUUGUGUCGAGCGUCUGCUGGAGAGGGAGGUCAAAUAUGGUGGUGGCUGCCAACUCUAGUGGGAGCAUUAAAGUUCUUGAGCUUGUUUGAACAAGCUGUCAGAGAAAUUUACAGAAUGAGAUCUGGGUGCUGCGGUUGUGAUGCUGUCUUGGUGAUGCUUCGGUGACUGUAUAUUCCCUAUCGACCAUUCUGCCUUGUCAAUGGACAAAUAAGGCCGAGCCAUCCGAGCGGUUGAAAUACACAGUUGUUCAGUUCAAGCAACCUGCAACUGCCGACUAUUGGUAUUGUUUGCUUGAGACUCCACCAGUGAAGUGUGCAACUGGAGGGGGUAGGAAAGGCCUCGGCUAUUCUGAAAGGUAAACUGUGUUAGGAAGCCGCUUUGACAUAGUACUUGCUAGUCAGCAUCUCAAGGACGGCCUAGGGCUAGGUGUCUGUACAGAUUUAGGGGCUCCAAGGGCCGUGUAAUAUAUAUCCUCGAACUGGUUGUGCUUUUGAGCUAGAACCUUACAUGAUAAGUCUGCGCGAUCCAUAUCUCACAGGGACCAACCCAGUUUUGGUAUGCAGUGACUAACAGUCUAGCAUGAUGUGUGCUGAAGGUCGACAUUGUUGUUCGAAGGAGCUAAUCAUGCAUCUGAUGUGUGUGA
Lolium rigidum is the source of this 3890-nucleotide messenger RNA. RefSeq names its product protein SUPPRESSOR OF PHYA-105 1-like. The record is from RefSeq and is a predicted model, not a curated record. Gene Ontology annotation, biological process: photomorphogenesis. Lineage: Eukaryota; Viridiplantae; Streptophyta; Magnoliopsida; Poales; Poaceae. Bases 76 to 3336 code for a protein of 1086 amino acids. Gene Ontology annotation, molecular function: protein binding. The transcript has 7 exons.